CCGUAAGACCCAAAGAGGGCUCAGACAGAACACCACAUCAGAACUUCUCUUAGGAGGCGGCGGAAGGAGGAGACGACAAGAACGAAAUGGCUCCGAUCGCGGUGGGCGAUGCGCUCCCCGAAGGGACGUUGGCGUGCUUCGACGAGAACGACCAACUUCAGCAGGUGUCUGUCCACGCCCUCGCCGCCGGCAAGAAGGUCAUCCUCUUCGGCGUCCCCGGUGCCUUCACUCCUACCUGCAGCAUGAAGCAUGUGCCGGGCUUCAUUGAAAACGCUGAGGAGCUGAAAUCCAAGGGCGUUGAUGAGAUCCUCCUCAUCAGUGUUAAUGACCCGUUUGUGAUGAAGGCAUGGGCAAAGACAUAUCCUGAAAACAAAAAUGUGAAAUUCCUAGCUGAUGGCUCUGGUACCUACACUCAUGCUCUUGGCUUGGAACUGGAUCUCUCAGAGAAAGGACUGGGAACUCGAUCACGGAGGUUUGCUCUCCUUGCUGAUGACCUUGUGGUUAAAGUUGCAAACAUCGAAGAAGGUGGAGCAUUCACCAUAUCUGGCGCAGAAGAGAUCCUUAAGGCACUCUAGGAAUGUUUAGUUUCGUGGCAUGUUGCUGUUAUGUCCACUGGUUGUCAUCCGACCAGUGUUAGGUGUGCUAUCUUGAUGAUAUGAAUAUUUGAAGUUGGAGUUACCUUUGAUGCAGCUUUGGUUGAAUAACGCUCUUGUUUUUGGCAACUGAGAACUUGAAUCAAGUAAAUGAUAUGCUUUAUCUACUAA
This is a messenger RNA of Musa acuminata AAA Group (dessert banana), 764 nucleotides long. RefSeq names its product peroxiredoxin-2B-like. Gene Ontology annotation, molecular function: thioredoxin peroxidase activity. Bases 87 to 575 code for a protein of 162 amino acids. Gene Ontology annotation, cellular component: cytoplasm. NCBI's taxonomy places the organism in Eukaryota, Viridiplantae, Streptophyta, Magnoliopsida, Zingiberales, Musaceae. Gene Ontology annotation, biological process: cellular response to oxidative stress; hydrogen peroxide catabolic process; cell redox homeostasis. The transcript has 3 exons. The record is from RefSeq and is a predicted model, not a curated record.